AGUUAUUUGUGUGAGGGAAACACACUUCAAAUUUUCAGCUCCAUACAACACCAACACUCUCUGUGGAGUGUGCAGUCAUACCUCACAAGAAGCAUGGCAAGACUGGUGGUACCCCAACAGAACCAACUUUCUUUCUCUCCUUUAGCUUCCUCUCUUUCUGAUUUCAGCGGAACCAGACUUCAAACUCAAAUACAGUUCAGAAGAAAAGCAUGGCAGCCAAAGGGCUUUCACGUCUCAGCAUCAAGCACCAAGAAAAUCCUCAUAAUGGGAGGCACCAGGUUUAUUGGUGUGUUUUUGUCUAGGCUCCUUGUCAAAGAGGGUCACCAGGUGACUUUAUUUACAAGAGGAAAAGCACCAAUCACUCAACAAUUGCCAGGUGAAUCAGACAGUGACUUCUCUGACUUUUCCUCCAAGAUCAAGCAUUUGAAAGGAGACAGGAAGGACUAUGAUUUUGUAAAAUCCAGUCUCUCAGCAGAAGGAUUUGAUGUUGUUUAUGACAUAAAUGGACGAGAGGCAGAGGAAGUUGAGCCCAUAAUAGAAGCUUUGCCUAAUCUGGAACAGUUCAUUUACUGCUCUUCUGCUGGUGUUUAUCUCAAAUCUGAUUUACUACCUCAUGCUGAGGUUGAUGCAGUUGAUCCUAAGAGCAGGCAUAAGGGAAAGCUUGAGACAGAGAGCUUGCUGCAAUCAAAGGAUGUUAAUUGGACUUCUAUAAGGCCAGUCUACAUCUAUGGACCCUUGAACUACAACCCUGUUGAAGAGUGGUUCUUCCACAGAUUGAAAGCCGGUCGCCCAAUCCCCAUUCCGGGCUCAGGAAUACAGAUAACACAACUCGGUCAUGUCAAGGAUUUGGCAACAGUAUUUGUUCAGGUUCUUGGUAAUGAUAAGGCCAGCAAACAAGUAUUCAACAUCGCAGGAGAUAAGUAUGUGACAUUUGAUGGAUUAGCAAGAGCAUGUGCUAAGGCUGGUGGGUUUCCAGAGCCAGAGAUCAUUCACUACAACCCUAAAGAUUUUGAUUUUGGGAAAAAGAAGCCAUUUCCAUUCCGUGACCAGCAUUUCUUUGCAUCAGUUGACAAGGCAAAGAGCGUGCUUGGAUGGGAACCUGAAUUUGGGCUUGUAGAAGGUCUUGCAGACUCAUAUAACCUGGACUUUGGUAGAGGAACUUUCAGGAAAGAGGCUGACUUUUCAACAGAUGAUAUAAUUCUGGGCAAGAGUCUUGUUAGCGUGUGAUGACUCUUCUUUCAAUUUUCAGUAUUUCAACUUAUAAUUAAAAAAAAAAGAGCUAUUUUCCGAUACAAUGUCGUCACAUAAAGUUGUGAAAUAUUCAUGAAUUUUUCAUCCCGUAAUCUUUUAGAAAAUAUUUGGUUUAUCUUCAA
Molecule: messenger RNA, 1373 nt
Organism: Lotus japonicus
Lineage: Eukaryota; Viridiplantae; Streptophyta; Magnoliopsida; Fabales; Fabaceae
Product: chloroplast stem-loop binding protein of 41 kDa b, chloroplastic
Exons: 10
Coding region: 94-1227 (377 amino acids)
Biological process (GO): rRNA processing
Cellular component (GO): cytosol
Molecular function (GO): RNA binding
Source: RefSeq, a predicted model, not a curated record